AUGCCACUGCCGACCCGCCCUGCAUCUGCAAUGAAGGGUUUGAGAUGUCAAACAGCCAGUGCGUUGGUGAGUUUCCUCCUUCUCACCCUCUUGUUUCUUAACCUCUUGUUAUUCUCUUGCCUCUCGUUCUUGCUUCUCACCCUCUUACCUGUCAUUCUUGCUUCUCUGGCUCUUUCUUCUCACCGUGUUGCCUCCUCUCCUCCUUCCUCCUCUCCCUCUUUCUUCUCUUCCUCUUCCUGCUCUCCCUCUUUCUUCUCCUCCUCUUCCUUCUCUCCCUCUUUCUUCUCUUCCUCUUCCUUCUCUCCCUCAUCCUUCCCUCGCUCUUCCUUCUCCCGCCCGCCCUUCCAUCCCUCUUCCUUCUAUCCGUCUUCCUUCUCCCCUUCUUCCUUCUAUCCCUCUUCCUCCCCCCCCUCUUCAUUCUCUCCCUCUUUCUUCUCCCCCGUUUCCUUCCCUUUCUCAUCCUUGUCACCCUCUUUCUUCUCCCACUUUUCCUUCCCUCCCUCAUCCUUCUCUCCAUCUUUCUUCUCCCACUUUUCCUUCCCUCCCUCAUCCUUCUCUCCAUCUUUCUUCUCCCACUUUUCCUUCCCUCCCUCAUCCUUCUCUCCAUCUUUCUUCUCCCACUUUUCCUUCCCUCCCUCAUCCUUGUCACCCUCGUCUCCACUCCCGUCCUUCUCCCCUCUUGCUUCUCUAUCUCUCCCCCUUCGCACCCUCUUGAUCCCUCCCCUCCAUCCCCUCCCCCCCCCCCCCCCCUCCCUCCCCUCCCUCCCCUACCUCCCCUCCCUCCCCUCCCUCCCCUCCCACCCCUCCCUCUCCUGCUGCCUCACCCAGCCGCGAAUCCCUGUGCGGCUGGCGGCAGUGUGGCAAAUGCGGUGUGUGUGGUGA
Molecule: messenger RNA, 882 nt
Organism: Closterium sp. Yama58-4
Lineage: Eukaryota; Viridiplantae; Streptophyta; Zygnematophyceae; Desmidiales; Closteriaceae
Source: the annotation of a GenBank genome assembly